AAACAAUGGACAUUAAUGGAGUCAUUUCUUAGAAGCAAUGCGUUAAGAACAUGCUUAUUGAUGAAAAGUAUAACUGCUGUUAAAUUGAAGAAUGAGGAGUUGUUUGUACAAAACGUAAACAUUUCUUUCUUUGGUUUCUACUACUACAGGAUUUGCCAAAAUUUUCUCUCUUCAAAAAUAAGAACAAUGCUUGGAGUGGUCUUUUCCUCCAUAUUUUUGGUUGUGUACAUUGCCAAUUCAUGUAAUUGCAUUAAGGUCUAUGAUGUUACCAAGUAUGGAGCAAGUGCAGGUAAAAAGGAUAACCAAGCAGCUUUUUUGGCUGCUUGGAAAGCUGCAUGCAACUUCGGCGGCGCCGCGAGCCUUCUGAUCCCCCCCGGAACCUUCGCACUCGGGCCGGUCAAUUUACGAGGGCCCUGCAAGAAUCACAAGUCUCCUUUUGUUGAGAUCAGGGGACAUUUGAGGGCUCCUCCCCGGUUUAUUCGCUCCCCUGAUAGGUUUUGGAUCAAGUUCAAUGACCUCAACGAAUUGACGGUCACCGGUGGCGGUGUACUCGACGGCCAGGGUGCUCUCUCGUGGCUGAGGAAAAAGUGCGGUCACGGUCGUUCCAGCAAGCUACCUCCAACAACACUCAAGUUUAAAGAUGUUAGCAAUUCGUCGAUACACCGGCUUAAUCUCGUCAAUAGCAAGGCCUUCCACAUGAACUUUCACCAAUGCAAUCACAUCGACGUCCACGAUCUUAAAAUAACCGCGCCAGGAAAUAGCCUCAACACCGACGGCAUCCACGUCGGGCAAACAAGUCAUAUUAGCAUUCGAAACUCGAUCAUCAGCACCGGCGACGACUGCAUCUCCAUCGGUCCAGGAUCGAGAAAUGUGACUGUGUCCAACAUCACUUGCGGACCAGGCCAUGGAAUAAGUGUUGGGAGUUUAGGGAAGUACAGAAAUGAGACUGACGUGAUCGGUUUGCUCGUAAGGAAUUGUACGGUGAAGAACACUACGAACGGAGUCCGAAUCAAGACGUGGCCAGGAUCGCCUGGCUUGCAGGCAAUUCGAGUUCUUAAUAUCACAUUCGAGGACAUAACCAUGAUCAAUAUAUCGAAUCCUAUCAUAAUAAAUCAACUUUAUUGUCCGGGCCAUGGCUGCACCAAAAAGCCUUCGCAAAUACAGAUUGGCGACAUCAGAUUCAGAAGAAUAAGAGGAACUUCAAGAACCGAAACAGCAAUCAAUUUGCAGUGCAGCGAAGACGUGCCGUGCAAGAACGUAGAGCUCGACGACGUAAAGUUAACUUGCGCAGGUCGGCGCGGUUGGUCAUGCUCUAAUGUGAAUGGCAAUUUCUCAGGCGUCCAGUUCACGGGCCCAUGCCUCUCUUAGAGCACUAGAUUGGCGCAAUUUUGUCCAUUCAGAACAAAUUUUGGCAAAUUUCUGUAUGUUUAUCGGAGUCGAGUUCUUGGAUAUAUAUAAUCGAAUUAGGA
Messenger RNA from Ananas comosus (pineapple), 1469 nucleotides. Its product is annotated as exopolygalacturonase-like. Gene Ontology annotation, molecular function: polygalacturonase activity. The record is from RefSeq and is a predicted model, not a curated record. Lineage: Eukaryota; Viridiplantae; Streptophyta; Magnoliopsida; Poales; Bromeliaceae. The transcript is spliced from 5 exons. The coding region runs from base 16 to 1368 and encodes 450 amino acids. Gene Ontology annotation, biological process: carbohydrate metabolic process.